AUGACCAUUUUUCUGGCCAUUCUAGUUAUUAUAUCUAUGUCCAAAUUAUCCUAUGGAGCUGAUGAUACUAUUACCCAAUCAGAUUCACUUUCUGAUGGAAGCACCUUGAUUUCCAAAGAUGAGACCUUCGAGUUAGGUUUCUUCAAUCCCGGUAGUUCCCCAUACCGCUAUCUUGGAAUUUGGUACAAAAACAUCCCUGUUCAAACUGUUGUUUGGGUUGCAAACCGUGAUAAUCCUAUCAAACACAGCAACUCAAGCAAGUUGAUCAUAAACAAACAAGGUAAUCUCGUUCUUCUCAGCAGCAAUCAGUCUCUUCUAUGGUCAACUAACACAACAAAGAAGUCUUCAACUCCAGUUGUCCAGCUUCUCAACAACGGAAAUUUAGUGAUCAGAGAUGAAAGUGAUGGAGAGAGUUUCUUAUGGCAGAGCUUUGACUAUCCUACUAAUACGUUAUUACCAGAAAUGAAAAUUGGAUGGGACAAGAAAACUGGUAUUAAUAGGCUACAAACUGCGUGGAAAAAUUGGGAAGAUCCAUCUUUAGGUGAUUUUACAUCAUCCAUGAGUCUUAGUAAUAAUCCAGAAGUGGUUGUUUUGAAAGGUUCAAGUGAGUUCUACAGAACAGGACCUAUGAUUGGUACUACGUCUAGUGGAGUUUAUGGGAUGCAAGAUAACCCAAUUUUUAAAUCAGAGGUUGUAAGCAAUGAAGAUGAAGCGUAUUUUUUGUUCACCCUAAAGAACAAAUCUGUGAUUUCCAUAGUUGUUUUAAAUCAGACUCUUAUGCUUCUUCAACGCCUUGUAUGGAUUCCUGCAUCUAGAAAAUGGAGUAAUUACUUGAACCUACCACAUGAUACUUGUGAUGGUUAUAAUAUUUGUGGACCAUAUGGGAAAUGUGUGAUUGACGCAUCACCAAUUUGUCAGUGUUUGGAUGGGUUUAAGCCAAAAUCACCCCAACAGUGGAGCACAAUGAACUGGGCAGAUGGAUGUGUGCAUACUGGAAAUUGGAGCUGUGGAAUCAAGAGUAGGGACGGUUUUCUUAAAGUUAGUGGAGUGAAGUUGCCAGAUACUACAAAUACAUGGGUUGAUGUUAAUAUGACACUUAAUGAUUGCAAGCUCAAAUGUCUGCAAAAUUGUUCCUGCACAGCUUACUCAAGCUUCACCUCAAAUGAAGAUAGUGGUGGCUGUACCAUAUGGUUUAAUGAUCUUAAAGAUUUGAGAGAUUCAGAUUCUCAGAGAAACCUAUAUGUUCGAAUUGAUGCAUCAAAUAUAGGGGAUAAACAUGAUUAUACAAAAAUGGCUAUCCUGGUGGUUUCGAUCAUUGCUUUUGCAUUCAUUGUGAUUCUAUUGACACUAUACAUUUAUAAAAAAAAGAUAAAGAACAAAGAAAACAAAAAUGAAGGUGAGCAUUAUAAUUUAGACCUUCCUUGCUUUGAUCUUGCUACAAUAUUUGAGGCCACAGAUAAUUUCUCAAAUGUUAACAAAUUGGGCGAAGGUGGUUUUGGACCGGUCUACAAGGGUAAGUUGCAAGAUGGUCAAGAAAUUGCAGUCAAAAGACUUUCAAGGAGUUCUGGACAAGGAUUGAAUGAAUUCACGAACGAAGUUAUUUUAUGUUCUAAACUUCAACAUCGAAAUCUUGUUAAGAUAGUUGGCUAUUGUGUUGAAAGCGAUGAAAAAAUGUUGAUCUAUGAAUAUAUGUCGAAUACAAGCCUAGAUUCAUUUAUUUUUGAUCCAAUUCAAAGUAAAGUAUUAGAUUGGCCUAUGCGUUUGAACAUUUUGUAUGGAAUUGCCCGAGGUCUUCUAUAUCUACAUCAAGACUCAAGGUUAAGAAUAGUACAUAGAGAUUUGAAAGCGAGCAAUAUUUUAUUAGACCAAUAUAUGAAUCCAAAAAUUUCAGAUUUUGGUCUUGCUAAAAUGUGUGGAGAUGACCAAAUAAAAGGGAAAACAAGUCGAAUAGUUGGUACAUAUGGUUAUAUGGCACCAGAAUAUGCAACUGAUGGAUUAUUCUCAAUUAAAUCAGAUGUAUUUAGUUUCGGUGUCUUAUUGCUAGAACUUAUAAGUGGAAAGAAAAACAGAACCCUUGCCUUCAAUCAAAAUGAUCAUAAUCUUAUUGCACAAGCAUGGAGAUUGUGGAAAGAGGGCGUUUUAUACUCAUUGAUUGAUGAUAGUUUGACAGACACAUGUAUCCAAAAUGAAGCUUUACGGUGCAUUCAAAUUGGACUUUUAUGUUUGCAGCAUCAUCCUGACGAUAGGCCAAAUAUGACAUCUGUUGUUCUGAUGUUGAGUAACAAUAAUAUUUUACCUCUACCACAUGAACCAGGUUAUUUAUAUAAAAACAUACGAGACGAAGGAGAAGUUUCUUCCGAAAUACAAACAUCUUCUUCAAUAAAUAAUGUAACUAUCUCACAAUUAGAUUCAAGAUAA
Molecule: messenger RNA, 2418 nt
Organism: Vicia faba (fava bean)
Lineage: Eukaryota; Viridiplantae; Streptophyta; Magnoliopsida; Fabales; Fabaceae
Source: the annotation of a GenBank genome assembly